Stomoxys calcitrans (stable fly) is the source of this 2012-nucleotide messenger RNA. Its product is annotated as ADP-ribosylation factor-like protein 6-interacting protein 4. NCBI's taxonomy places the organism in Eukaryota, Metazoa, Arthropoda, Insecta, Diptera, Muscidae. The coding region runs from base 951 to 1355 and encodes 134 amino acids. The transcript has a single exon. The record is from RefSeq and is a predicted model, not a curated record.
ACAAUUCCUAUUUGACGUUCUGUUGUUGUUAUUGUUGUAGCAGUGUGUUGACAUUCUAGUUUUUAUUUGCAGUAGCCGCCACAAGAUUAAAAUAUUUAUGAUUAUAAGCGUGCAAAUUAUAAUAAUUACAAAGUGAACAAAAUGUGAAAAAAAUUUUAAAUCCGAACAAAGCAUUUGCGAUUCUGGUGGGAUUUGGAAACAACUCAGGAAUUGGAAAAUUGUAUCAGCUGGGCUAGUGAUUUUACCUUGUAUCAAAUUGCCUAGACCCAUGGUACAAUUAAGAGGUAGGGUCAUUAGCUCAACAAAAAAAUUCUACCCUCAACGAAACUGCCUUGACAAAUGCUGUAAAUAGAAAUGUCACACUGGCUUUAGAAAUAAAUUUUGUUUUACAACUUAUCUUCUUCAAGUUUUUUUAUCUUCUUCAAAUGUGUUUUAUAUUUGUAUUUUCAUCAUUAUAACACUGUUUUGUUGAUUAUAUGUGGAAUAUAGGAUUAAAUAGAACAUAUUUUUAAGAUUUUAGAAAAAAAAUUACAGUUCAGUUAUCAAGCCUUUGACAUUUAGAUUUACGACAAAAUUAAAAAAAUUGUACUCAGCUGUUCGCAUGACCUCACCUUAUGAGUGCAUCCUGGCCUAGUCCUCACCUUAUAAGUGCAUCCUGUCAUAAUACUGUCAAACUGGCCGGCUGUUUUCAGCUAUUAGCGUGAAUCCUUUUUAAAUCCACCUCAGUGCUAUGUGAAUACUAAAUGAAACACGCCUAGUAGAUGUAUCGUUAACUGCAAUUGGAUAAAUAUAGCACCUCUUUGUCUGAAUUGUAAGACCUUACUGUUGUUGCGCGUUUUUGUUUUUGUGUGCUUUUUGUAUGCGACAGCUGACAGCAAUCUAUUUACCUUUGGUGGCACACUAACAAUUAAUAAGUGCAUCCUGGGUGGCACAUUAAUUCGUAAAAAACAAUGGGCAAACAUAAAUCGGAAAAGAAAUCAAAGAAAAAACACAAAGAAAAGAAAUCAAAAAAGGCCAAGCAUUCCAAGCAUAAGAAAGAGCGUUCGAAGGAUGAUACAAAACAAGCACAAAACACAGAUCUGCCGUUCAAUGUUGAGGAGGAAGAUUUUGCCAUACCUUUGAAUCUCAUGAAUAAUAAGUCUCAUGCGCCAGAGACUCCCGAAGAGUAUCAAAAACGACAGAGUAGGAUAAGGCGAGAAGUCGACCCCAGUACGGGAAGAACACGCCUCAUUAAAGGCGAUGGAGAGGUCUUAGAGGAAAUUGUCAGCAAGGAACGGCAUAAAACCAUAAACAAGGAGGCCACACAAGGCGAUGGUAAUUUCUUUCAAGAAAAUACUUUGGGAAAACUGAAAUAAUUUGAAUGGGCAAACAACAGAGUCGUCAGUCAUAUGGUUAAUGCUAAACUCUAUCCAUGGGGAUAACAUAAAAACGCCAGCAAAAACAUAUAUUAUAUACGUUAUUGGACAUAUGUAGGUAUAUUAUGUAUGUACAUAGAAAUUAAGGAAUGUGUCUUAUUCAUUUAUUCAAAUAUCCUAAUAAUUAUAGUAACGAAACAAAAGUUAAAUAUUCAAUUUUACUUUAGAAUGUAGGUAGAUCCAAAAACUAAGCGCUAAUAAACUUCAAUCGAUAUUAUUAUAUGUAAUACAUAUAAACAAAAGACGACAACUAUUGCUGAAAUAAUCUAAAACAUUUGAUAGAAGUAUGUUGUAGCUCCAUCCUGCCACGUUGGAUCUUCACUAACUUUGGCCCGGCACAUGGGACAGGUUUGUUCACGCUUAAACCAUGUGUUCACACAAUCAUCACAGAAAAUAUGACCACAUUCUAAUACAACCGGCGUUGUAUAGGCAUCAUGACAUAUGGGACAAACAGUACCAGCAGCUUCCAAUUCAUCCUUGGUUGGCUUUCGGUCGUAAUCCUAAGAAAUAUUAAAAAAAACAUGAAUUGUAAUCCUUUAAUUUGACCAGCAAUUUAAACAAAAAUAAUAUUACAUACCAUAUUGCGAACAAAAUUAA